CCGGCAGGAUCAAUAGUCGCGUUCCGGACUCAAUUGGUUGUACCCGCUUGGAGAUACAUUUGAAAUUUUUCUUAAACCAAAAAAAACUAUGAGAGUUCACAUUCUUGCUAAAUUUUUGUCCCAAAUCGAUAUUUAAUAAAAACCAACAUUGCGCAAGACGUAAUUCAAAGAAUGAGUCAUCUUUAACUUCAAUAACCUCACAUACUGCUACUUAAAUUUUGUUCUCUUUUCUUUUUCUUGAUUGAACAAAAAUUUCAAAACUAGUUUUUCCUGUGUCAGUUUUCAUCUAAAUUCAGCCUUUCUAACUCAAUCUCUUUUCUUUUUUUAUUUUUUAGCUUAUACUAAAUAGAAAUAUUUAAUUUUAAAAUCUUCACUAGUUCAAAUGUCUACUACUGCUAAUAAAUCUUUUCUUAUAUUUUCAAUUUUAAUACUCAACUUAAUAAAUCAUACAGAGGCAUGUACAUGCAGAAUAGCACCGCCUGGAAUAAACUAUUGCUUAGCAGAUUGGGGUAAAUUACAAUUUAAAAAUUAAACAAAAAUUUAAUAGUCGCCCGUGUUUUGGUGCUUAAGCGGAAUGAGGGUGUUAAAAUGCCCGGUAGCAUUGAUCAACAAACUAAAGAAAAUGUGCGAUAUAAAGUUAAGUACGAACAAAUGUUCAAGAUCAGUAGUGAAAUGACAGUAACAGAGCAAAGUCUUGUUGUAUUACCAGUCAACAUUUAUACAUCUUUGCAUGAUUCUGCCUGUGGUAUUCAACUAGAAAUAGGGCACGACUAUUUGCUUUCAGGUAAAUAUGUUAAUGGUACAAUGCAAACAAGUUUAUGUGGCCAAAUUCUACUCGAAGAUCUAAAAGAAUCCCGAAAACAUGAUAUUCUGGAAUGGACUGAAGUUCCAGAUAAAUUAAGACAGCAGUUGAAUAAACAAGAAUUCGAUUCAACAUGCGAAAAGGAGCUAAAAUAG
Molecule: messenger RNA, 957 nt
Organism: Meloidogyne enterolobii
Lineage: Eukaryota; Metazoa; Nematoda; Chromadorea; Rhabditida; Meloidogynidae
Source: the annotation of a GenBank genome assembly